Plasmodium gallinaceum is the source of this 26871-nucleotide messenger RNA. RefSeq lists its product as hypothetical. The transcript has 4 exons. The coding region runs from base 1 to 26871 and encodes 8956 amino acids. The record is from RefSeq and is a predicted model, not a curated record. NCBI's taxonomy places the organism in Eukaryota, Apicomplexa, Aconoidasida, Haemosporida, Plasmodiidae.
AUGAUUUAUAAAAAAUUAAAAGAGUAUGUUCAUUCAACAUUUUUUCAAACUUUAGAUCCUUUUUUUGAAAAUGUGCAAUAUGAAGUUUCUUCUCAAAAUAAUAUUCUUAAAUAUAAAAACUUAAAAUUAAAAAAAAAUAUAUUUAAGCAUUAUGGAUUCAAUAUAAGUGAAGGUUAUAUUGAGGAACUUCAGAUAAAAAUACCAUACUUUUAUAAAAUGGAUGGUAUAGAAAUAAAUAUAAGUAACAUAAUUAUUUUAGUUAUCCCUGUAAACUUAGAAAAAAGUGAUAGAUUUCGAAUUUAUGAAGAAGCAUUAAAUGAUAGAAAAAAAAUAUUAGAAAGUGUGUAUGAAGAGUUUACAAAAAUACAUAUAAAUAAUAAUAUAAAUAACAAACAGUUAACCACUUUGCUUAUGAAUAAUAUACAAUCAUGGGUACUUACAAAAUUAAAAGUUAAAAUUAAUAAUAUUCAUUUAAGAUAUGAAGAUGAUAAUGUUGAUCAAAUGUAUAGCUUCGGGAUUAUUAUACCCUCUGUUACAUAUGAUAAUGAAGAAGGUGAUACAACAAUAUUUAAAAAAAAUAAUUAUAAUGGUAAAAUAAAUCAAAAUGAUAAUAAAGUAGAAAAUUUUGAUAAAAAUAAAAUAUUUCAAUUUUCUUUAGGUAUUUAUUAUAAUGAUAAAUGUAAGUUAUUUUUAAAAAAUGAAAGUAAUAAAAUUCCUCUAUUAUUAUGUAUAAAAGAAAUAUGUUAUUUAUAUAAUAUAAAAUAUGAAGAAAUGGAAGAAAAUAUAAUUAAUAAAUAUGUUAUUAAUUUAGAUAAAAAUCCUCCAUUAUUUAAAAAACAGAAAAUUCAUAGUAAAAAAUUAGAAAAUUUAAGAUUUAAUACACCUGAGACAAAAAAAAUGAAAAAAUCUAAAAAAUCUAAAAAGAUAAAAGUAGAAUUUGAUUUUAAUUUUAUAUUAAAACCACAGAUUUUUAAAAUUAUUGUCCUCAAUAAUAAUGAUUUAUUUAACAAUAGAACAGAAAUAAAAUUUAAUAUUCCACAUCUUUAUUUUAAUAUAAAUAGUCAAUUUUUAUUUAGUAUUUUGAAUAUUUAUAAGCACGUAAAAAUGUCUUCUAAAUAUAAACAAAACGUAGUCUAUAAUCAGGCUAUAAUGAAAGAAGAAAAAAAAAAACUCAAAAUGGAGAAUACAAAAGAAAGGAAUAAAAAUUUCCUUUUUUUAAAUAAUAUAAAAAAAAAUUUGAAAAGUAACUAUAUAAAUUCAAAUAGCUACUAUAAUAUAAUCCAUGAUAUGCAAAAUAAAGUAGAAAAAUCACAUUUAAAAAAAAGCUUCUUAAAAAAGAUAAGAAAAAAUGACUUUAGUAAUUAUAAUUAUUUUAAAAAAAGUGAUUAUAAUUUGGAAAAAACUAGCUAUAAUUACUCAUAUUUAAAUAAAGAAUAUUUUAAUAAAAAAUGUUUUAAAAAAAAUAAUAGCUGUAAUAUAGAUCUUUUAAAAAUAUCCAAUGAAAACGUCUAUUUUUCAGAUGGAAAACAUUCCAAAAAUUUGUCUCCUUUGAUUGAUGAUAAAGAACAGUUAAUUAAAAUAAAUCCUCAUCAUUCAAAUGAGAACAAAUAUGAGAGUCAUUUUCAUGAUUUAAAAAAUAACAUUUAUGGAAAUGAUAAUUGCAUUCAUGAAGACGAAAACAUUAAUGAUAACAAAAAAAAAAAUAUAGAAGGAAUAAAUAGAAAAAAUUUUAAAUGGUUUAGCUUUCAAAAAGAUAAAUUAAAAGCUAAAAUAAGUAAUUUUCUUAAAAAUAACGUAAUAAAAGAUUACAUAAAUAUAUUUAAAAGAAAAGAAGAAACCAACUCAAAUAAUUUUAAUUCUUCCUCUUCUAAUUCUCUAAAUAACUCUAAUUUUUCAAAUGUAAAUUUUAAUACGAAGGAAGGGAAGCAUAAAGGUGGUGAAGAAUAUUUAUUAAUUAAAAAAUCAGAAAAAGAGUUAAUUAAAAAAGAUAAAGACGACAUAUUUGAUUAUAUAAAAUAUCAGAGGCAUUCAAAAAAUAAAAUAAAUAAUGUGAAUGAAUUAAAUUUAAAUAAUUCUUUAAAAUUAAUAUGUAAAAGUGAAAAAAAUAAAAAAAAAAAUAAAAAAAAAAAUAAAAAAAAAUACAGAAAUUUAUGGUUAUGUGCAUAUAGAAGCGUGCGAAAAAUAAUAGAUUUAAAAAAUAUAAAAAAAAAUAUAUUUAAUAAAAAUGUAUUAAGCUUAUUAAAAAAGUACAAUGAUUUUAUAUAUUUUUAUAAACUAUUUAUUUUUUAUAAAUAUAUAAAAUAUAAUAUUCCUAAAAGAAUAAAUAAAAAAAUAAACGAAAUUCAAGCUGAUUUAACAAUAUCUAAUGAAUUAAUAAUAUUAUGGAAAACAAAUUUAUUUUUAAAUGUAUACAGUUUAGAUAAAACAUUUCAUAGAAAGGAUUUUUUUUUUAUUUAUAGCUUAUUUAUAAAAAGUAUAAGAAAUAUUAGAAAUAAUUUAAGCAAUAAAAAUAAGUAUAUAGAUAAAAUUAAAAAUACAUUUUCUGGUUAUAAAGAAAAUGUUUUUAAUUUAUACAAUUAUGACGUAAAAAAUGUAAAUUAUAAACAAGAUGAAUUUGAAGAAAAUGGGAGUAGUAAUAUAGAAAAAACUUACAUGAACUUGAACAAAAAAUGUGAAAAAAAUAUAGAAUAUUUCACUGUUAGAAUUAAUAUAGAAAAAAUAGAAAUUUUUUUUAAUUUAAAAUAUUCAUCACAAAAUUCCAUUGUUUAUUAUAAAAAGGAUCAUAUUGUUUUAAACAAAAACAACUUUUAUAAAAUUUAUGAAUCAAAUAAGAAUAUAAAAAGCCUAGAAAAAAAUUACAAAAUAACGCAAAAUGUAAUAUAUUGUGAUAAAAAAGAUAUAUAUAGAAAUAGAAUAAAAGAUGAAAAAAAAUAUAAAAAGUGGAUUAACAAUGAAAGUUUUCUAGAGGAAAAAAGUUUCUCAUUUAGUGAUUCAUUUCAGAAAAAGAAAAAGUAUAAUUCUUUCUCUCGAAGUUCAUCUUAUAAAUCAAAUAAAAGUAAAAAUAUUAAUAAACUAAGAAAAAUUUAUUUAGAAAGUGAGUGUAAUGAGAAUAUAAAUAGUGAAAGAAUAAUUAAUAAAAAAGGAAAAAAAAAAAAUAAAAUAAAUAAUAUGAAUGAGAAUAAAAACAAAAAAAAGCAAAAAAUAAAAAAUUUUAAUAAGCCUUUAUAUACAAAUAUGAACAACAAAUUAAUUUUUUCAUUUUAUGGAAUUCAUAUAGAUAUAGAGAAAAAUAUAAAAAAUGAAGGAAAUUUUGUCUUUUUUUCGAAAGUAAAAAAUAUAUACAUUGGAGAAUAUUUUAAAUGUAUAUAUAAAAAUUUUUAUUUAACUCCCAUCUUAUAUUAUAAAAUAAUAAAAGAAAAAAAAAAAAUAUAUUUUAAAAAUUCUAAGAGAACAAUUUCAAAUCAUUCAUAUAAAUGCAACUUAAUUUACGUUAAAAAUAAAUGUUCCAAUAUAAAAUUUCUCACUUAUGAUAAUUCCGAAAUUUUUUCAAGCCAUACAAAUUCAUUGAAUAUAGGUUGUGAUAAAAAUUUUAAAAGUAAAAGUAUCUCAAAAAAAUAUAAAAGUGAUUCUUAUCACUCAAAUAAAUUUAUAAAAUUUGGACAAGGAGACCAUCAAAUAUCAUCAAAAUUAAGUGAUAGAUUUUUAAUUAAAAGAAAUUUUAAACUAAUAAAAAAUCAGAAAAUAGAUAAUCACAGCAAUCAUAGUGAUUCAAAUAAAAAAACAGUUUCAUCUAUGUUUCAAAAUAAAGAUAUAUUUUUAAAAAAAAAAUACGAAUAUGAUUAUAAUGUUGAAAGUGAUAGUAUUUGUGAUUCAAAAAUAUAUUUAAAAUCAUAUUACAACGAAAAUUCUAGUUAUGAAAACACUAAAGAUAGUAAUAUAAAGGAUAAAAUUUCUUAUAAUGUAAAUGACAAAAAUAUACAAACAAUUUUCAAAAAAAAAUGUUACAAUUUAAAUUCCAUGGGUAAAAAAAGUAUGAAUAUUAGUAAUUACAUAAAAUCAAAUAAUGAAGGUAGAAAUAAUUACCAAAAGGAAAUACUUGAAAAUAAAAAUCAACAAAAUAAUGAUGAGAAAAAAUGUAACAAUCUGAAAAAUUUAAUUGAAAAUAAUACAUCAAUAAAUAAACAUGUAGAGUACCUUAUUAAGCAAAAAUACUAUGAUAAAAAUUCGGAAUUUUUAAGACAAAAAAGAAAAAUAAGAAAGAAUAAACAACUCUAUGAUACAAAAAAAUUUAAAAAUAUCAAUGAGAUAACAGAUUAUUUUUUAUCUUUUCAAAUAAAAAAUGGCACUAUUUUAAUUGAUAUAAACUUUCCUACUAUAACUAUUUGCUCUGAUAAUUAUACUUUUAUAAGUAACUUUUUAGAAUUAUAUGAACAUAAUUUUAAGUUACAUUCCAACAACAAAUUUUCUUAUGUGGAAAACUUUUACACAACUUUUGAAGUAAAUUAUGAAUUAUAUAAAAGUUCUUGUAAAAUUCUUGAAAAUAUAAACUCACAUGUUGAUUUAUUUGAUUAUUUUAAUGAAAAUCAUAGAGAUGAAAAUUGUAAUUACUUUUAUUACUCCGAAUUAUCAAAUAAUGAAGAUAUAAAAAAAACAUAUAAACAUCCUUCUUAUAGUGAUUUUGGAUAUAAAUUAUCUAAAGAAAGAAAAAAAAAAUUUAAAAUAAAUAUUUAUAAUUUAAAAAUUAUUAUUUUAUCAUUUCCAUACCAAAGCAUGUAUAAUAAAAUUCAAGAAUAUAUAUAUAUUCAAAAUUUAACAAAAAAUGAACGGCUGCUAUAUUUAAUUAGAAAUACCAUUAAAAGCAAAAAUCUUUAUCUAAAUAAACCUUCUCUUAUUUUAUACAUUAAUAAGAUAACUGUAAACUCUUCGUUAGAUAAGGCUAAUAGGUAUAUUAAAAUUGAUAUAAUAAGGAUUUUAGCUAUGCUAUUUAAUAAAUACAAAAAUUUCAUAAAUGUUUUUAAUUUAUAUCAUCAAAAAAAUUAUAUUGAUUUACAUCAAAAAAUGCAUAGAUUUAAUCUAAAUAAAUCUAAUUCAAAUAAUUCUUUUGUUUGUAAAAAAAAAAUAUCAAAUGUACACCAAACUAAUGAUACUUUACCAUUUACUAAAGAAAGUAAUAGUAAAAAAAAAGAAGAAAUGAAAAAUAAUAUUCAAUAUAAUAGAUUUAGAAAAAAUUCAGAUAGUUUUACAAAGAAUGAUAAAUUGUCAAAAAAAAGUUUUACCGAAAAUAUGGAUAUAAGUAAGAUUAUCAUUUCUGAUGAGAAUAAAAAUUCUUAUAAUAAUUUUAAUUACAAAAGUAAUUAUUUCCGUACAAGUAGGUGUAAUAGUUAUCAUAAGGAGCUUACAAAAAAUAACUACUUUCAAAAAAAAGAAAAUAUUUUGUCUGAUGUUAAUUAUAACAGCUUUUCAGUUAAUGAAAUAGAAAAUAAGAAGAGAAAUUCAUACAAUUACACAAAUAAAAAUUACAAAGAAAAGUAUAUUCUUUUAGACAAUUUAAAUUAUGAUUCUUGUUCUCAUAUAUAUAGUAGCAUUUAUGAUUUAAAAAAUGAUGUCAGAAAAACAAGGAAAAGUAAAGAAAAGUUUUCCGUAGUAAAACAAAAAAAAGAUUUUUCCAGUUUUACAACAUUAAAUAUUAGAAAUGAAAGUAAAGAAAAAAGCAGAUUUUUCUUUAAGUACUUAAAAGAUAAAAAAUUGAAGUCAUAUCUGGAUUAUUCAUAUGAUAGAAAUAUGAAUUAUUUUUUUUUUUUGUUUCAAAAAAAAUCUUUUAAAAAUAUUCUCUUUUAUUUUAAUGUAGAAAUAAACUAUAAAAAUUUUACUGGUCAUAAUAAUAGAGGUGAUUUAAUAGAGAAGGUUAUAGAAAUAUAUUUAAAAAGUGGGAAAAAUGCUUUCAUAAAUGGUAGUGUAAAAAAUUUAAAAAAAUUAUUUUAUAUAUAUAAUAAAAUGAAAUACUUUAUAACACUGUAUGAUAUAUUUAAAAAAUAUAUUUAUGUAAUAAAUUACGAUAUAAGUUUUCCAUGCAUUAAUAAUAAUUUUAUCUGUUUUGACUAUUUAAAUAUUUUUGGUAUAAGGAAGCUAAAUACUCUUUGUAAAUAUAAUCUCAAUAAAAAAUUCUUUAAUGGAGGAAAAAAAGAAGAAAAAAUCAAUAAUGUAUAUCAAGAUAAUUUAGGGAAUGAAAAUAAAAUGAAAAAUGAGAAUAACAUUGAAAAAGAAAGCAUGAAAAAGAGUACUAAUAAUAAUGAAAGUAAGGAUUGUAAUGAAUGUAAAAGUACUAAUGUAUAUGAAAAGAAAAAUAAACACAAAAAAUUAAAAUAUGUUUCAAAUAAAUCACUUAUAAUGUCAUCGGAAAAUUGGCCAUAUGUAUUUUUGAGGAGUUAUUAUUAUUUAAAAAUUAAUGAUUCACAUUCAAAAAGAAAUAUAAUUUUAUUAAACAAAAAAAAAUAUUUAUAUAAAAAGAAACAUUUUUCAUGUAAUAAUUUAAACUAUAAAGGAGGUGAUAAAAAAUAUUUCGUUUUAUCUAAAAGGAAGAAAAAUUCACAAAACCACAUUUUUAGGAGAAGUAUAGAACAUACAUCUAGUUUUACUUAUUCAAUAAAUCAAAGAGGAAAAAAAAUUUCAGAAAAUUCUAUAAGUAACUUUAAAAUAUAUAGUUCAACAAAUACAUAUGUACCUACUGAAAAAAACUAUUUUAAAGAGAAAAGUUUGUAUAACAGAAAAAGUUUCUCUUCAACUAGUGAUGCAUACAAUGUACAUUCCUUUAGUAAUUUAAAUGAUAAAGAAAAAAAGAAACUUUACAAUUUGUCAUCGCAUUCUUUUACAAAUUCUGUUAUGUCUCAAUGUACAAUUUCACAUAAUUCUUCAUUUUUAAAAGAAGAAUACAAUAUGAAUUGGAAAACAUCAAAGACUAAAAAAAAAAGAAAGGAACAUAAUGAUAGUUUAAUAAAUAAACAAACUAAAGAUAAUGUAAAUAAUAAAGAUUUAUUCUUAUGUGUAUUUAUGGAAUUACGAAGUAAUAAGAAACUCAAAUAUGAUAAACAUUUUGUAAUAAAAGAAAAAAAAAAAAAUAAAAAUAACAAAAAAAUAAUUUUUUUUACACCUAUAUUAUUAUAUAUAUAUAUGGAUAAAAAAAGCAUAACUCCUUCUUUUAUUUUCAAUUGCAAAUCAGUUCAAUUUGUAUGUCAAAACAAUAAACAACUACGAAAUGUGAAAUUUAAAUUAAAUUUAAAUAAAAAACUCAAUUUAUUUAAAUUUAUUAAACUGAAAAACAGAAUAAUUUACCUUCAUAAAUCCGAAAACAUCAAUAAGAAGAAUAUUAAAUUGAAUGAUAUUUACAAUAUAUGUGUUAAUAGACAUAAAAAAAGAAGAGUUAAGAGUGAUAAAAUAAAUGAUGAUAAAUAUAAAAACAGAAAGAAAAUUAAAAUUUACUUAAAAUCAAAUAAUUUUCCCAUUCAUAAAUUAAAUAACAAUGAUUUUUUUCUUUAUAUCCUAAUUACUUAUGAGAAUUUUUCAAAUAGUAAAAUAUUUUAUAACUUAAAUAAAAUUAAGAAAACAUUAAUACAUAUUAACAAUCCAUAUAAUGACAAAUGUUAUUUUAAUUUUACUAAAAAUGAAGAAAAUUAUUUAAAAAUUCUUUACAAAAAUUCUGAUAAAAAAAAAUUUCCCUUACUAUUCAGGUCUUCUGAAGAAACAAAAAUAUAUAAGAAUUUUAUAGAAAAAAAAAAAAAAAUAUUCCAUAAAAAUAAAAUGAAAAAUGAAAAUAAUUCACAUUGUAUUAGAAAUAAUAGUAGUAAAAAAUACAAGAAAAAAACGAAAAAAAUUUAUCUAUCAUUAAAAUGCAAUGUUAUGGAAAAGAUAACAUAUUCUAACUUCUUAUUAAAAAAAAAAAAAGGACAAAGUAAAAUAAAAAAUAUAAAAUAUAAAUCUUCAUUGAAUAGUAAGAAAAAAAGUAACUUUAUGAACAAAGCAAGGAAUUUUAAGAAGAAAAAAAGAAAAAAAGUAUAUUCUAUUUUAUAUGAUCAGGAAGAAAUUAAAAAAAGGAAAAGCAAAGAUAAAGUAAGUAGUUUUGAUAUACUAGAAAUUUUAAAAGUAUAUAAAAAUAUAUCUUUAAAGUUAUAUGUUGAUAAGUUAAGUAUAAUAAUUGAUAAUUCAUUUAAUUUUACUUUAUAUGGUUGUGGUAUAUAUUUUGAAAAUAGUUUGUUUAAAAAUUUUUUAAUAAGAACAUUAAUUCGCAAUUUAGUUGUUGAAGAAAUCAAUAAUUUUUAUUCUUAUUAUACGAAUUUUGAGAAUAUGAAUUAUAAUUUAUUCAAUAACAUAAAAAAAAGAAAAGAAUACAAUAAUUUAUCUUUCACAGAAAAAGAUGAACACUUGUGCACAAGUACACAUUAUAAAAAAAAAAAAAAUUUUGUAAAAAAAAAAAAUUACGAUAUUGUUUUAAAUUCUAGGAAUGGAAAUAAUUAUAAUAAUUAUAGUUCAUCAAAUUUAAAUGAUUUUUUAAAAAGUGAUUUUAGUAAAAAUCAAAAAACGGGAAAUGAUCAUAUUUAUAAUACUCUAAUGGAAAAAAUCGAAAAUGUAAAUAAUUACUAUGUUUUAAAUUUAAUGAAUGAAAAAUUAAAAAAUAACUAUAAUUAUUUCAAUAAAAAUAUAAAAACGCAAAUAAUAGGUUAUAAAGAAAAAAUAAUACAAAGUCAAAAAAAAAGAGCUUGUGGAUUUACGGAACAUUUAUGCACAGGUGUAUCUAUUGAAACCGAUUUCUUAGUAGAUAUGGCAAUUAUUAUAGAAAAACAUAAAAGAAAUAUAAAUGUUAAAAUAAACUUAUCUUUUUAUUCGUAUGUUUUAUAUAUAUCUUCUCUUAUGUUACAAAAACUUACACAAAUAGCAGACAAAACUAUUCAAUUAAUUUAUAAGUAUGAUGUUUUUAAUUUUUAUUUUAAUUAUAUAAAUUACAAUAAUUAUGCAAACUUUAGUGAUUGUAAUUCAAAUGUAUUUAAUCAUAAUAGUAGAAAUAAAUUUCAUGAUUCUAAGAUGAAUGAUAUGAAUAAAGAAUACCAUAUACCAAAUACUGAUUUGAGUGAACAUAAAAAUAUCACUAGUGUAAAGAAAAAGAAUUCUUUUAGUUAUAGAAUUAAGGGAAAUAGUUUUCCCAUAAAUAAUAAAAAAUUUUCCAAUAUAAAAAAAAAAAAAUUAUAUAUUUCAAAAAAAAAUAAUUCAUUAGCAUAUAUAAAUCAAAAAAUAAAUAAAAAUAUAAGUUUUCAUAUAUCAAAUAUAAAGAUAACUUUUUUGCAAUCAUUUACUAAUACUUUUAUUAAUAGAUUAGAAAUAUCUCUUCUUAAUAUUUUAUUUAAAAAUCAUAGUUAUCUGUUAAAAGUAGGUAGUGUAAAUUUUUUAAACUAUACUAAUAAAUAUAUAUUUUUUAGUAAAUGUGAAGAAUUUGUUAGUAAAAAACAAGAAAAAAUAACAAAAUUAAAGAAAGAAAAAUCUACUAACAGUAAAGUAAGUAAUAUUGUGAAAAAUAAAAAGAAUAAUAUAACAUAUUCGGAAGUAAAAAAUAAUAAUACAAACAUAAACAUAAUCAACAGAAAUAAUGAUAAUAAAAGCAAAUAUUUUAUUUAUGCGAAAUAUUCAUAUGAAUCUAAAUUGUAUACUAUCAUAAAUAACAUAGCUAAUAAAACUAAUGAUAAUAUUGAUAGUAUACAUGAAUUAAUUGUUCAAGUAAAUCAAUCAUAUAUUUAUUUAUUUUUUGUUGAUUUAUUGUUAUUAAAUCAAUUUAUCAACGAUUGUAUAAUUGCUAUUCUACCUUUGAAAAAAAAAAUAUCCAAUAAAACUUUCUAUCAUAAUUAUAGAGAAACCCUUUUUGAAAAAUAUAAAGAUGAUAUAUAUUUUUUGAAAUCAAAAUAUAUUCGUGAAAGUUAUUCAAAAUUUCAAAAAAAAAUAUUAAAAAUGUUUAUGUUAUCUUACGAAAAAAAGUAUAAAUAUAAAAGCUUAUGUGAAAAAAAAAAAAAUAGAAAAUAUAAUUAUAUAAGAUGUAAAAAUUUUUUUGAUAAAAAUAAUUUUAUUUUUCAAAAGAUUAUUUUAUUUAAUGCAAUGAGAACAAAUGAUAUCAAUAAGAAAAGAAAAUUAAAUACUAUAAAAAAAAAAGGAAAAAAUAAAAUUCCUAUUAUUUAUCUUAUAGACAUAAAUAUAAAAUUACCAUUAAUCAAUUUUUUAUCUUCAAAUAUAAAAAAUAAAAAAACUUUCUUUAUAAAUUUAGGCACUAUUAAUGUAUAUAGUGAAAUAAGUUACAUAGAUAAACAUAAACAGAAUUUAAAAGGAAUUAAUCAUAUGUGUUUUAAUAAUUUUAAUAUAUUUUCUGCCUUAUCCUUAUCUAGUAUUAAUAAUUCCAUUUAUGAAAAUGAUAAGCAGAAAAAAGAUAUAAAGGGAAAAAAUGAGAUACAAAAAAUAUUUGGUGUUUUUUAUUAUCUAAAUAUAAUUUACAAAAAAGGAAGAUUAUUUUUAAAAUAUAAAUUAAAUAAAAAAACUAAAAAUAUUAUAAUUCCAUUAUCUAAUGAAUUUUUCAUUUCAUUUUAUUUAUUUAAAAAAUUAUCAAAUUAUCAAAAAGUAAAACAUCCUACAAAUCCAUCUCAUUUCAAUAUAACAUAUGAGAAUCCAGACUCAUUAUAUGAAGAAAAUAAUGAAACAAAAUAUUUUCCUUCUAAUAUUAUUAUAAAUUCUAAUAGUAAGUAUUCAAAUUCUAGAAUAACUAGAUUAAAAAAUGAUGACAACAAUAAUUUAGGUGAUGUAUAUGAAGAAAUUAAAAAUAUCUUCCACAAAAAAUAUUCAAUAAAUAUAUUGAUAGAAAUAGAAAAUUUAAAUAUAAUAUUCACUUCAGAAAUAUUAAAUAUAAUAAAAGAUAAUAUUAGUUCAGUAAAUAAUAGCAUACUUAAUAAUAAUAAUUUAUUACCAUAUGAAAGUAUAAAUGAAGAAAUUGCAUUUAGAAAUAACAGAAAGCCAAAGAAAAAAAAAAGAAAAUAUGAUUAUAAGUUUUCAUUAAAUACUACAAGUAACAAAGAAUGUAAAAGUAACUAUCAGAUAAGAAAUAAUAAAAAAUAUUUUUCUCGUAAUAAUUUAAAAUGUUUCACAUAUUUUUAUGAUUAUUCAUGUUCUAAAAGCAAGAAAAAUUUUAAUCAUAAAACACAAAUUUUAAAAAAAAAAAAAUUGUAUUACAAUAAAUUACUUUCAUUAAUUAAUAAUAAUUUAUUUCUUUAUCUUAAAUUAAAUUCUAUACAUUUACAGUUAAUUGAUAAUAAUGCAAAUAAAUUAGUAGAAUUAGUUUUGUUAAGUUUAAAUGUUUGGAAAAUUAAUAAGUUAAAUAUAUUUUGUUUUUGUUUAAACGAAUUUACAAUAAAUGAAUAUAUAACUAAAAAUAUUUUUACAAAAAAUUAUAAAAAAGAAAUAGAUAAUAAUAAAAAAAGUGAAGAAGAUAAACAAUGCAAAUAUAAAUAUACUAAUUCAGAUAUGUUUCAUCAAAAAAAGGUAAUAGAUCAAUGUUAUGCAAAACUUUUUGAUGAAAGUAAAAUUUUAAAUAAGUUAAAGAAAAAAGAAAAUUAUAGAAACAUAACACUACUGAUGAAAUUAAAAAAAAAAUUAAAAAAGAUAAUACAUUCUAAUACUUACAUAGAUUCAUAUAAUCAAAAAAAAAACCAUAAAGAAUAUUUACAUGCUAAUGAAAGAAAGGAUUAUUUAAAAAAAGAAAGUAUAUAUUAUAACUCUAUAAAUAGUAUAAAUAAAAAAAAACAGAAUGCUACACCAUCAUUAUGCAUUUUACAAAAAAAUAAAAUACACAAUUCAAUGAAUUACAUUUUUAAAUUGAAGUGUAAAAAUAAAAAUCAUAAUGCAUUCUCUAUUUUUUCUGCUAAUGAAUUGUUUUAUAAUAAGCUUAAUAAUAUGUGGAAAAAUAUACAAACAAAUGUAAAAUGUAAAUAUAUAAAUGAAGAAAAAAAUGUAGAUAUAAUCGAAGAUGAGAUUCAAAUAAACUACAUUGAAAAGAAUGAAAUUCUUGAAAUUAAAAAUAAAAAAGAAAAUAUUAAUCUUUUUAUGAAUAUUAACAGUAUAAAUAAUAAUUAUCCUAUAAAAAACAAUUUUUUAUAUAGUAUUAAUGAUAACAAUAGUUUUUCAAAAAAUAAGGAAACGGAAUUUUGCAACUAUAUUUUGAAAAUAAAAAACAGCUAUAAACUAUUUUUAUUUACAAAAAUAAAUAAUUUAUUAAAAAGAAAAAAAAAUAAUAAAAAAAAAAUUUAUUUUCAUAAUCAUUUAAAAAAAGUGGAGUACUUAAUACACAAAAAUAAUAAACAAAAAAAAAGACACUCAUGCAUCCUCCUAGAACACAUAUUUUAUGUAAAAAAAAAAAAAAAAGAAAGAAAUAAUGAAAAAGAAAAAAUCAUUCAAAAUAAUAAUGAAAAAAGUAUAAUUAAUAACUUAAAAAAGGAAAAUCAUAUUUGUAAUAUUAUCAGAAAUAAUAAUAUAAUAAAAAAUAAUCAAAAAUUGAGUAAUUAUUUGAACAUUCAUAGAAAUAAUCUAAGUAAUUACAAAAAUUUAAUUAAAACUAGAGAGUUAUUAAAGAAAGAUAAACAGCAUAUACAAAAAAAAAAAAAAAAAAAAAAAAAAAGAAAAAAAAAAAAAAAAAAAAAAAAAAAAACAGGAAAAUCAAUAUUAACAAAAAUAAGAAUAAAUGAGUCAAAUAUAUGCAUAAAUACAGUUGUGAUUAAUUAUAUUUUUAUAUUACUAAAGUAUGAAUAUUAUGAUGAUAGUAAAUUAUUAUUUAAGGAAAGUACUCAAAAUAUGUUUAAUUUACAUAGAAAUUCUCAGAAUUCAAAUUUUUUAAGUGGAGAAAAUAAUGAAAAUGUAAAAAAAGUAAGUUAUUCAAAUUCAAUACUUGGUAAUAUUAAUGAUGCGCCAAGUAUUAAUCAUUCUUCUAAUAAAAAAAAGUUUUUAAAAAAUUUUUUAAUUAGUAAUAGUUUUAAUAAAAAACAGAGAUACGGAGAAUUUUUAAUGGCCUUAAGUGAUAUAUCAAAAAAGAAAAAUGCAGAAAAUAAGCUAAAAAAAAAUUCUUUUUUAAAUUAUGAACUUCAAAGUUUUAAGAAACAUAAAUUUAGAUCAAAUCUAAGUAAGAAUAAAUCUAAUAAUUAUAACUAUUUAGGUGAGUAUUUUAAAAAGAAAUUAGAAAAUGCUAAUACAAGGGCAAAUUUAUAUUCUAAAAGUAAUGUUUCAAAUAUAGACGUAUUUAAAAGAACUUCUGAUGAUAUAUUAAAAAAAAAUGUUAAUUUAUUUUAUAAAAAAAGAAAUUCUUUAAGUAGUAAUAGAACAUAUUUAAAUAAUUUAAAUUACAUGACUAAAGAAUUAAAAGGGAAUAACAUAAGGGAAAAUAAAAAAAAACAAGUUAUAUUAGAAUCAUAUAAUAUGUAUGAAAAUGAAAGACUUUUAUUUUUAAAUUACAAUUUUUUAAAUAGUCAAUAUAUAUAUUCAAAAUUUAAAAGUAUGUUAAAAAGAGCUAAGAAAAGAAAAAAAAUAAAUAAUAAACUUAAUGAGGAAGACUUCAUCCAGAAAGAUACUUCAAGGAAUUAUCUUAUUAAUAAAAAAAAUAUUAACCAUUUUAAUAAUGAAGUAAGUAAUAGCAAUACAAAUCAAAAAAUUCCUUGUAAUAGAUGUCACAAUACAUUUAAAAAAAAUCAUAAAUUACUACAUGAAAAAAAUAAAAAAAAAAAAAGAAAAUCAUUAAAUAAAAAAAGUUGUACAAAUUAUUUAUCGUUUAUAAGAGGAGGUAGUAGAGAAUAUAAAAUUCUGAAACAGAGUUUAAAAAAUAUUAUUUUACAGAAAAGAAAAAAGAAAAAAAGAAAAAAAAGAAAAUUUAUAAAAUAUGAGGAUAUAUAUAAUAAAGAUUAUUAUAAUGACGAAUAUAUAUAUAAAGAUAAGGAAUCUGAAUAUUAUUCCAUCCCAACUUCUAAACAUAACUAUGCCUUUUUUGGGAAUUUUAUUUAUAACAAUAAAAGUUUUAUUUUUUCGAAAUAUUUAUAUGAUCUAUUUUUUUCAAAAAUUAAAAAAAAAUAUACAUAUGUUUUUGAAACAACAAAUAAAAUAAUAACGAAUCAAAUUACUGCUCACAUAUAUAUUCAAAUACCUUAUUCCACUAAUAUUUUUUAUGUUUAUUUAUCUUCGUAUUUUUCAAAUAUGAUAAAUUAUGUUCAUCUGUUUAAUUGUAAUAAAAACCUUCUAAUUAACAAAGAUAGAGAAAAUAUAAAUAGCAAUAAAACUAAUGGUUGUAAUAAUAAUUUAAUUAAUUUUAAAAAUAACGUAGAUCAUAUCAACAAUAUUUAUGAUGUCUAUAUUAAAUAUGAUAUGGACAGAAUUUUGAAAAAAUUUUACAAUAAAAAAAAUAAGUCUAAAAUUCACAUAAACAACAAAUUCCGUUUUUGUUUUAUAAAAAAAAAAAUAAAUAAAAACAUAGAAAAAGUGAAGAAAAAUAAUCCAUUUGAUUCUAUAAAAAAAAAAAAUUCCUUUCUUGGUUUCAGUAAAAAUGAUAAUAAAAUAAAUCCAAACAUAUUUUUUAAUAAAAACUUUUUUAUAAAUAAUAAAUUUUCUAUGAAGAAUAAUAAUAUAAAAAAAAAAAAAAAAAAUGUAAAUGUUAAUAGCAUAUUUAGCAUCUAUACUAAUUUAAUGAAAAAAAGGUUUAAUAAAAAUUCUUUACAUAGCAAAUGUUUUCAUUAUUAUUCAAGAUAUUAUAAAGAAAAACAGGAAAAAAGAGAAAAAUUUAUUUUUUACCCUGUUCUAUAUAAAAAAAAAUUUCUAAAAAGAACAAAGAUUAAAUUAAUAUAUGAUCAUAACAAAUUUCCAUACAAUAAAAACUAUUUAGAAUCAUUUACUGCUAAUAGUACCUUUAAAGUUAACAUAACUAAUUUAUCAAUUAAAUAUAUUAAAAAUUUUAAUCAUGAAAAUGAUUUCAUUUGUGAAAAACAUAAUAAAUAUUUGAUUAAAUUAAACACAAUAUGUAAUAAAGUUGCUCAUAGAAAUAGUUAUAUUAAAUAUAUUAACGAUGCAAAAAAUGCAGAAAACAUAAAUGAAAGAAAUAAAUUAAGUGAAUUAAAAAUUAAAAUCACAUAUACAAUUAACAACAAGAAUAUCAAUAACAUAUUAGCAUACAUUAAGAAGAGAAUUAGAAAAUUAGAUGAAUAUGAAAAUUUAAAUGAUUUAAAAAACAAAAAAGAAAAUUCAUACAUUGAAAAAUAUAAUUACUCAACUUUUACAAGAAAAAGUAAUGACUCCAAAAGUAAUAAUCAUUUUUAUAUUAAAGAGAAAGGAAGAUAUAAAAAAAAAAAUUCUUUAUUAAAAAUAAAAAAGGGGCUAAUAAUAGAUAAAUAUAAUAAUAAACAAAAUAUAAUAAUUUUAAAAGAAACAAAUAAAUUAAAAAAAAAUGAUGGAAAAAAAGAACAGAGUAAAAAAUGCUAUGAUAAUAUAUUAAAAUUUGGAAUAGAAAAAUGUUUUAUUCAUUUUGAUUAUAAUGAUUUUGUAGAUAUUUUUAAUAUAUACAAUUAUAUAAGACCUGCUGGUUAUAUUGAUAAAAUGUUUCAAAAAAUUAAAAAAAAACAAAAGAUAAAAAAUAAAAAUAAAAACGAAUAUAAUGAGAAUGAGAAUGAGAAUGAGAAUGAGAAUGAAAAUAAUACAUAUAAAAUAAAUAAAAAAAAUGAAAAUAAUGAUACAUAUUAUUUUAAAAACGAUUGUGAAAAUAAUGAUACAAAUAUACUUGAUAAUUAUAAAAGUAUCAUUAAAAGUAACUAUUAUUUUAAUAAUCUAAUUAAAACAGAUGAUAAUAAAAACUAUAUUUUCAUAAAUUCCCUUACAAGACCAUCUAAAUAUGUCUCUGAUUUACUAAUUAAUAAAAAUAAAAUCAAAGGAAAAAAUAAUUCUUUCGAUUAUUCUCACUUAACUAAUUGUAUGUUUUUUGAUAAUAGUAUAUAUGAAAAUACAAAAUCUUUUAAUUUUAAAAAAUAUGUAAACCUAUCUCAUAUAAUAGAAGAUGAAAAAAAAAAAAAUAAAAUAAAUAUAGACUGCGAAGAAACAAAUAAUUAUAAAAUGAAGAAAAUAAAAAUAAAAAUUGAAGAAAUUAAAAUAUUUAUAGAAAACAACUAUUGCAUAAAAUGCUCUAAUCCGUUUUUAUUUUUUUUGUUGAAAAAUAUUUACAUUAAUACAUAUGACAAAUAUGAUUAUUCUUUUAUAAUUAAUAACUAUAAUAACAUGAAAAAAGGUGAUGAAUUAUAUAACAAAAAAGAAGAAAAUAUAAGUAAUGAUAAACUUAUAAAAAAAAAAAAAAGUGAUAAUACAAUAAUAAAAAAUUUAAGCAAAAGAAGUUCUUAUAAUACUUUUUAUAAAAUCCAUUUAGAUAAGGAUCAGUAUAAGGACAAGAAUAAAAAUAGGCUUAAAAAAUUUCAAAAUUUUUAUAAUUUUAUUAAUAAUUAUUAUUAUAAUGAGUAUCAUGAAAAUAACUGUGAACGGAAAAAAAAAGAAAAAAAUAUUCAUUUUAAAAAUACAACAAAAAAAAUGCUUCAAAACACAAAAAGAGUUUACUUUUUGGGAAAUUUUAAUUUUAAAUUGUGUAUAUAUGAUAAAUUAGCAAACAGAUGGAAAGACAUAAUUGAAAAUGUAGAAUUUUUCAUUAAAAUUAGUAAUUUAAAAAAAAUAAGCAAAUAUAUAUUUUUUACCCAUAAAAUUUAUAUUAAUCUUACUCUUAAGCAUUUUAAAUACUAUCUUGAACUACUAAUAAAUAUUUAUUAUAAAAUUAUGAAAAAGAUAGAAGAAAACAAAUUGUUGAAAAAAAAAACUGCCAAAAUUAUUGUGAAUAUGUUUUUGAAGUUAAAAAAAAGGAUGGAAGAAAAUAAAAAAAAAUUGAUUAAAUGUGAAAAAUUAACUAUUGAAAAGGGUACUAGUCAGAUAAAAAAUGAGCAAGAAAAUUAUAAGAAAACACUAAAUGAAAAAGAUGUCCAAAAUAGUAAGAGUAUAUUUACUAAAGAAAAAAAUACUUCCUAUUUUAGUUCAACAUUUUUGAAUAUUAAAUCAAUAAAAAAUGAUGAAAUUAAAACCCUCAAAACUUUUACUGAAAAACAGAAUGAACAAACAAAUAAGUCUCUAUCGUUAGACAAAGAAUAUAUAAAUUAUCAUAACAACAAAAAAGAUAAUACUAAUGAUCAUAAAAUGAAAAAUAAAAAAGAAAAAAAAAAUGUUUAUUUUUCUAAUAUGUAUCCUAAAGUAAUAGAUUAUUUUCACUUGCAAAAGGAAAAAAAUUAUAUGCAUUAUUCAUGUAAUAAUAUAAAUGACUAUUUUGUAAUUUUCUAUAAUUGCAGUGGAUUAAAAAUAGAGAUACAAUUAAAAAAAAGAAAAAAAAAAAGAAGAAAAAAAAGAAAAAAUGUAAAUUCAAGUGUUGUAAAUUAUACGUAUAGAAAUCACAAAAAUAAAUUUCGAAAAAUAACAAAUCGAAAAAAAAGAAAAGAGAAAAUUAAAAGAAAUAUUCAUCACAUGGAAAAAAUGAAUAAAAUUAUACAUAUAUAUAUGUUGAAAAAAUUGAAAAAAAAAUGUAAAUAUUUUUUUAAAAAAAGUUAUAAAAAAAAUAAAGUAAUAUUACCAAAUAAUGUAUUUGUAGGAUUAUCAAAAAGUGUUAAUAAAUCGAAAAUAUACUGUAAAUGUAUAUUAAACAUAAGGAUUUAUAAAACUGAAAUUACCGUAGAUAAUAAAUGGAAUCUUUGUUUAAAAGAUAAAAAAAUAUUUAAAUUAAACAAUGUAGACAUAUUAAGAUUUCCUGAAAUCAUUCCUGUAUUCAUUAAUAACAAUGAUAAGAAAAAAGAAAAUAUUAUGUUAAUUGUAAAAAAAACAGAGAAAAAUAAGAAAAUUUCAUUUUUACAUUUCAUUUCUCCUCUUAAUUUAUACAAUUUUUCAAGUUUUCCUUUAAAUUAUAAAAUUACUUUCAAUAGGAAGAUAUAUGAAAUUAUAUAUUCUAUCUGUAAUUAUAUAAAACAAGUAAAAAAAGAAGAAAUAAAAAAAAAAAUUCAAAGUAAAUUUAUCAUUAAUAAAAAAAAUGAAAAGAAGAAGAUAUAUUUUUAUAUAAAAAAAAGUGGCAAAUAUUUAAAUAUAAAGAAGAAAAUAUACAAUAUGGAAAAAAUUUUAAGUGAACAUUUUUCUAAAACAAAUUAUAUGUGUGAUACUAAUAAAAAUAUUCCUAAAAAUUAUAACGAAAAUUAUAAAAAAAAUUUACAUGCUUUAAAUAACUUGAAUCAAUAUAAAUAUAUUUAUAACAGUAUUCAUAAUAAUAAUAAUAAUAACAACGAAGAUAUAGAUUAUGAUAAUGAUCACAAUAAAAAUAAUAGAAAUAAUGAUAAUCAAAAAAAUAUUAAUUAUAUGAAUAUCAAUAAAUUAAGUAACGUAUAUUUACUGAAAAUUCGUCAUAUAUAUAAUUUAAUUAAAAAAAAAAUUAAUAAAACUAAUAUGAAAAGAAAAAAUUGUCAAAAUGAAAAAAUUGUUUCAAUAAUUAAUUAUAUUUAUUAUUAUUUAAGUAAAUGUAUUAUUCACAAAAAAGUAAAUAUAAAUAUACUUUGUAUAAUUAAAAAGAAAUCCUCUAUAAAUUUAUUACUAGAAAAAGAUGUAUCUGCUUUAAAUAUAAAAAAGAUGCUUCUUAAUGGAAACGGUAUUUUAUCUUUAAAUUCAUUUAUUUUAAAUAAUAUAUAUGGGAUAAAAUUUUACUUUAUUAAUUGUAAAAAAGGACUAAAUAAAAAUAUAGACAAUAAUAAUACGAAUGCAAUCAGUAAAAAAAAAAAUCACUAUUAUUCACAAAUAAUUGAAAACACACAAAAUAAAACUAGUGAAAAGAGGAUAAAGUCCUUACAAAAAAAUGAAAUAUUAAACAAAAUUAAAACUAAGAAAAAUAAAGAAAUCAAAAUUUUAUUUAAUGAAAAUUUAAAAAAUUCAUUUAAUGAAUUAUCAAAUAAAAUAAAUAAAAGUAAUAAUAUCGAAAUAAAAAAGGAAAAAAAAAGAAACCUAUUUAAAAUAGAAAAAGUAUUAUCAUCAGAAGAAAUGCAUUGUAAAAGCAUAUUUAUACAAAAAAACGUAUAUUUAUAUGCAGUAUAUAUAAAUAAGUAUUAUAAAAUAUUUAAUUAUAAUAUAGAGAAUAAUUCACUACUUUUAAAAAAAAAAAAGAAAAUCAGUAAAUCAGAAAAAUGUGAAAAUAAAGAAAAUGAAAGUUCUAUAAAUAAUAAAUCAUUAAAUUUUAUUUUAAAUAAUUAUUUUAUGAAAAAUUCUUUGAAGAAUGAAGAUAAUUUUUUUAAGAAUUAUUCUUUAUAUGAUAAAAAAAUAAAGCGAACAUAUGUUGGUACAUUUAUAGUAAAAAAUAUUAUAAUAAAAAAUCCCGUAUGCAUAUAUAAUUAUUUGUUUAAUGGUCUGUUUUUAUAUAUCUAUAAUAGCUUAAAAAAAGAAAAAAGAAAUAAAAAUAAAUUUGUUUUUGUUAGUUCAUACAGUUAUCAUUAUUAUAUGAAUUUAAAAAAGUUCGAUCACAUUUUUAUAGAUUUAUAUUUUUCUGAGAGUACAUAUAUAAAAAAUUAUUUAAUAUAUGAUAAUAAAAAAGAAAAUUUAAACAAUCAUAACAAAAAUAAAUUUAAUGCUACUAAUAAUAUUAAUUAUAUUAAUAAUAAUAAUAAUAAUAACAUUAAUAAUAGUACCGAUAAUAAUGAAUAUAAUAUAAAAAAUAAUUUGAAUACAGACGAAUUAAUUAAAAAAAAAUUGAACAAAAAGGUUUCUUCAUAUGAUAAGAGUAAAAUAAAAAAUAACAAUUUUGAAAAUAAAAAGAAAUCAUUUUAUAAUUGUUUUAAUAAUAUAUCUAAUUUAAAAAAUUAUAAUUGUAAUAAUGUGGAAAAUAAAAUAUUAAAUAAUUGUAAAUGUUUUAAUUGUAUAAAAAAGAAAGAAAAACAUAUUCAAACAAAUUUUAUAAGAGUUCAUAACAGGAAUAAUAAUAGUGUAAUUGAGUUAAUUGUAACCGUAAUAAUUAAUAAGGAUAAUAACAUAUUAGAAAAUAAUCUAAUAUAUUCAAACAUAUCUUCUUUUAUAAGUAUUAUUAUAUUUUCUCCUAUAGUUAUUAUUCAUAAAUUACCAUACAAUUUCGAUUUAAUGAGUACAUAUUACAUUAAUAAUAAAAAAGAAAAAUAUAGUUAUGAAAAUGUUUACAAUAUAUAUUAUUUAUGUAAUCAUAAUUUUAAAAUAAGAUUUUAUAGACAGAAGAAUUUCAAUAAGGUUAAUCAUUUUCUAUCUAGUUCUACCAUUGAAAAUAAUUAUGAAAAGAAAAUUUUACAUUAUGAUUUAAAUAAAAAAAAAUAUUGUAACACAUAUGACAUAAUAAAUACGAAAAAUAUAAAUUUAAAUAAAUAUGAAUUAUUUAAAAAAAGAAAAGAAAAACAUAAAACAAUAUAUUUCGAAAAUAAUAUAUUAAAUAGCAACCAAUAUAUAAAUAUAUCAUCAAAAAAUAUUAAUGUAAUUCUUAAAAAAAGCAAAAAUAAUUUGGGAUUUCUUUAUAAUUCUGAUAAUAUAAUAUAUGAACUAAGUUAUUACAAAAUAAUAAAACAUAAGGAAUAUUAUGAUAAAAAUUUAAUAAUUAAAAAUUAUGUAGAUACAGAAAAGGAAGAAUAUUAUGAUGAUGAAAAAAAAAAGAAACUUUUAUUUUUUUAUAAUUGCAAUAAUUACCUUUAUGAUAAAAUAAAAACUAGUUUAAUUCCAUUAAAAAAGAAAAAUAAAAUAAAUGACACUUUUCGUAAAAUGAGUAAUAAUAUUAAUGAAAUGUAUCAGUAUAAAGGUGAUAGAAUAGUAAAUUUUAAUGUAAAAUGCUUAAUAAAGAUAAAAUCUUUUUUUAAUUAUUACAAUUAUGAUAAUAAUUAUAAUAUACCUUUUAUUAGUAUCUCUGAUUAUUAUAAUAGAAGUUUUAAUAAUUAUGAAAAAUACUUCAAUGAACUAAAAAAUAAUUAUUUUCCCUCUAUAUUUAUUUAUGAAUUAUUGCCUCAAUAUAUUUUUAUUAAUAAUACAGAUUUAAAUCUUGAAUUAAAAUAUUACUAUUUUAAAAAAAAAAAAAAAAAUACAAGCAAAAACAAAGAAAAUUUAAAUGAUCACAUAAAAUAUAAUCAAGUAAAAAUUGAUAGUUUUAAUAAAAAUAAAAUUAAUGAAAAAAACAAUUUUAGUAGAUGCGAAAAUCCUAUAUAUAACAAUAAUAAAUUUAAGAAUAAUACGUAUAGUAUUAAUAAUGCAUCUUUUAAAAAUCUAUUCAAUCAAUCAGACUCUUCUAUAUCAACCCUUGAUAAAAAUGUAAAUAAAGCAAAUUAUAAUGAAAAUAAUCAUAUUAAUAAAAAGAGAAAUAAUAACAGAAUAAUAUAUAAAAAAUUUAAGUAUGACAUUUUUGAUUUGAAAAGAAAUUCCUGUAGUGUUAUAGAUUUUUAUAAUAAAAAAAAUAUUUUUUUUCUAGUAAGAUUAAAAAUUGAUUCUAACAAUUUUUUUCUUUCUUUUAAUAAUGGUGGAUAUAAUAUAAAUAACAAAAAAAUCUAUGAAAAAAUGAGAAAGAUGAUUGAUAAAGAAAAAAAUAAAAUAAAAGAAGUACGAAAUAAUUCCAAGAAAAAUUCUCUAUAUAGACCAUCUAUUUUAUGCUUAAAGAAAAAGAAAAUUAAUAAUGGUAUUAGAAAUUUAAAAAAAAAAAAUCAAAAUUACUAUAAAAAAAAAAAUUUAUAUUUAAAUGAAGAAAACUUAUAUUUUCAUUAUAUGAAUGUUGGAAAUAAAAAUAUUAAAGAUUUUUUUAUAGAAGAAAAAAAUAAUUUUCAUAAGAUAAGAAGUUCCAUCAAUGAAAAAUAUAAUUAUUAUCAUAAUCAUAAUCAUGUUAAUAAUAGUUUUAGUAAAUCAGAAAAUUCUCAUAUAUAUCAAAAUACUUUUUUCGAAACAUAUAUUACACCAUGGACAUAUGGCAUUUUGAUUAACCAAUCUGAUAAUGACUUAAAAGGAAAAACUAUUCAGAAUUAUAAACAGGAAACAAUACAAAAAGAAAAUAAUAACGAAUAUAUUAGUAAAACAAGAGAAAAUUUUGCAAAAAAGUUUUGUAAUAACUUAGAAGAAAUUAAUAAAAAAAAGGAAUUAUGUCAAGAAAAUGUAAAUAUUCUUAUAAAGAAAAAUUUCACAAAUAAAAAAUCUACCAAUCAUAAAUUUGACAACUCUCAUGAUGAAAAUGCAGAAAAUGUAAAUAUAAUUUAUAGAAAAAAAUAUUCUCAAAAUAAAAAAAGAAAUAACAUUAUAAAAAAUAAAAAUAAUUAUGAAUUUCAAUCAAAUAGUACAUCAUAUAAUAUUGAUGUUAUAUCAUCUGAUUAUAUAUUAAAUAAUAAAAGGAAAAACAAAAAAAAAAGAAAAAAAAAUAACAAAAAAAUUUUCAAUCAUUUAUUAAAUAACUCUCAAAGUUCUCUUAGUAAUUGUACUGAAAAAAAUAUUUUUCAUAAAAAUUUAGACCAAAUUAAAAUAAAUAAUUAUGACAAUUUGAAAACUGAAACAUAUAGUAAUUAUAUGAAUAAUCAUUAUGAUAAUAAUAAUGAUAAUAAUAAUAAGAAUAAUAAUAAGAAUAAUAAUAAUAAUUCUUUUAAUAUAUCAUAUAAAGAUAAGAAAAAAUUAGAGACAAGUAUUUCUGAAAAUAGCUUUUAUAGAAAUAAAAUGAGAUAUUUUGAUAAAGAAAAGAGUUUGAAAACAUUCUUUUCAUGUAAUAGUAUUAAAAAAAAGAAAGAGAAAUGUAACUGUCUAAGAAAAUGUUUUGAAAAAGCAAAAUAUCCUUUAAAAAAUGAAAAAAUUAAAAAUAAAAAAGUAGAUACUUUUCAAAGAAAGUGCUUAAAUGAAACCAUAUUGAGUUACAAUAUUAUACCAUUAAUUAAUUAUUCUUCAAAUAUUUUAUAUAUUCUAGAAUAUUUUAUAUAUGUAGAUGAAAAUUAUAUUACUUAUAUCUACAUACAAAAAAAUAAAAAAUUCCCUAUGUACUUUCAAAAUCACUUAGAUAAUUCUGUGUUUCUAGUUUACAAUAAUAUUAAUGAAGGAAAAUAUAUAGAAAAAGAAGAAGAAGAAAAAAAAAAAAAAAAAAAAAAAUUAUAUUUAUUUUCAUAUGAUAAUAUAAAAUAUGCUACCAAAAUUACAAAUAGAAAGGAAACCAGUAAUUAUCAAAAUGAAAAUUAUGAAAAAAGUCUUUCAUAUGAAAAUGAUUAUAACAAUUCUAGAAAUCAAAAUAUUAAUCUAUCUUUAAAUGAAAAAAGUGUUAUAUAUAAUAAUUUAAUACCUAAUUCUUAUUUAAUUACUCGAAAAAGUACAUAUCCUUUUUUUUUAAACUUAUUUUUUAAAGAUUGUUCAUAUUGCAAUCAUCAAUUAUUAAAAAAAUUUGAUUACAAUGAGGGAAAAAUGAGUAAAAAAAAUAAUAUAAGAUCAAAUAUAAAUAAUAAUAUCAAUAAAAAUUCAAAUAAUGAAAACUAUAUAAAUGACGAAGUGACAUAUAAUAAUAAUAAAUUUUGUAAAAUGAUACCAUCAUAUGAAUCUGUUCAAAUAAAUAAAAUUAAAUGUAUUUUAUGUUAUAAUGAUUAUAAUAUAUUAAAAAAUAAGAAAAUGCAAAAAGAAUUUAAUUUAUAUUUAAAAAAUAAGAAGAUAUUUUCAUUUAACCCAUUUGAAAUAAAUGAUAUGAAAAGAAUUUAUAUAAGUGGAAAACUAUUACAUUUAUAUACAUAUAUAUAUAAAAGUAUUCUUAUUACAUCUAUAUUUAAUGGAAAUAACUACAUUUUUACAAAAGAAUUACUUGAUUAUGAUAUAAAUAAAAUAAAAAAAAUCAUAAAAAAGACAGAAUUAUAUAAAAUAAAAAAAAAAAACAAAAUAAAAAAUAUUAGGAAUAUUUUUUUGUAUGAUAAAAUAAAUAAUAAUAAUAACCUAGAUGUUUAUAAAAAUAAUAUAGGAAGUAAAAACAAAAAGAAAAAAAAAUUAAAAAAAAAAAAAACAAACAAACAGAUAUAUUAUAAUAAAUCAAAAAAUAUUCUAAAUAAGAAAAAGGAUGAAACAAAGAAAUAUACUGUAAAUAUUAUAAAAAUUAUAAUUAGUUUCAAUAAUAAUAAUGAAGAAUUUAUGCAGAUAUCUAUGAAUCAUAUUAUAUUUAAACAAAACAUUUAUUUUUUUAAUUCAUUAAAUUGUAUCUUUAUAAAUUAUUAUCUUUUUUUAAAAAAUCUAAUUAUUUUAAAUAAUCAUAUAAAUAAGUUUAAUAAAAAUGUAUUCACUUCAAUAAUAUUUAGUAAAAGAGAUAGUGAUGACUAUGAAAUUGCAAAAAAUAAUUCAGUAAACCAUAUAAAUGAAUUUAAUGAUAGUUAUGAAUAUAAUUUGUUAGAAACAUCUAAUGAUAAUAUAGUUGAAGGAGACUCGAAUUGUACAAUUUUUAAUAAUAAUACCCUUUGUUGCAAUUUUAUGAAAAAAAAUUAUAAAAAUAGAAUAAAUUAUAAUUAUAAAAAAUGUGAAUGUAUUAAUAAUUGUUAUAGAGAUAAUAUAAAAUGUUACAAGUAUUAUUAUAAUAUCAAUAAAUAUAACAAUAAUAAUUAUAAUAAAGAUAUAUGCAUUUAUAAUAAAAAAUGCAAUAAUAAUAAUAUAUUGAAUAGCAAUAAUAAUUCGUCUAAUAUAAAAAAUAGGAAACAUUCAAAUUUAUUAACCGUCCAUUGUAGAUGUAAAAUCAGAACAAAUAACAAAAUAGAUAUCAUAUAUAAUACAAUUAAAAAUAUAAUAGAUAUAGAAGAAUUAGUUAUAACUAUUAGUUCAUUAUAUGUAUAUAUUGAUUUUUAUUUUCUUAUUCAUAUUUUUAAAACUUUAAUAUAUCCUUUACUUGAAUAUAAUAAUUAUAAAAUUAACAACAUAAGAAAAAACAAAAUAUAUUAUUGUGAUUCAUUUAUGUAUACAUAUCCUUAUAAUGAAUUUAUUCCACUUAAUAAAAAAUGUAAUUAUUUAAGUAAAAAUUUGAUAACUUGUUAUGAUUUAUCUCCUUUUUCCAAUGAUACUAAUAAUUAUAUAGAGUUAUUAAUUAAGAAAAAAAAAAGAUUUAAAAUUAACCAGAAUAAAACAAAUAUGUUAAAUUAUAUGUUAAAAGAAAAAGAAAAAGAAAAUAUAAUUAAUUACAGAAAACUUGAUAAAAUUUUCAAGAGUAAUAAUAAAGAGCAAAAUUACUUUUUCUAUUUUAAUGAAUUAAUGAAUAACGGAAUAAUUUAUAAACAUAAUUAUAUCAACAAAAAAGAAAGAUUAUAUAAUGAAAUCCUUAAUUAUAAAAAUUAUGUAAUAUCAAUUGUAAAAAAAAUUAAAAAAAAAAAUUAUAAUUAUGUUUUCAUAAAUAAUUUAAAAUUUUCUUCUAUAAAUAUGAAAUAUUCUAUAGUUUUUAAUAACAGCUUUUGUAAAAAAAAAAAUUAUUUUUUAAAUAAUAUUAUAAGACUAUUAAAUAUACAUAACUCUUAUUUAUUUGUUGAUAGUUUAUCCAUUAGUAAUUUAUUAACAGAAAAGUCAGUUGCAUUAAAAAACAUUUUUCAAUUUUUUUUAUGUUAUGCCUUUUAUUUAAUUUUUUAUAUUUUUUAUUCUAUGGAUAUUAUAGGAAAUCCAUCUUAUUAUUUAUAUUUACUAAAAAAUUAUAGAGAAAAUCAUAACAGAGAAGAAGAAAAAAAAAAAAACAAAAAAGAAGAACGAAGAUAUGUAAUUGAUAACCAUCUAAUUGUUAAUAAAAAGAAAAAAAGAAAUAUGAACAAUUUACAUUAUGGAUAUUAUUUUUAUUUAAAAAAAAAUAUAAUGAAAAUUCUUCUUUUAAUUAAAAGACAUAUUAAAAUUUUUAAUAUGUCUUGUUCUCAUACUUUUUUAAAAUUAAUGAAGCAUUUAAUACAAUUGUUGUCUUUUUUUACUUUUGAUCAAAAUUUUAUAGACUUUAUGUAUGAAAAACAAAAUUACAUGAUUUCAAACACUACAAUAAUUAAUCAGUUUAAAUAUUAUUUGAACCACAUAUAUAUAUAUAUAUAUAAUAUGUUUCCUUCUAUUUUUAUAAAUUUUCAUAAUUUUAUAAAUUGGAGAAAUACCUUUAUAGGAAUACCAAUGAAUACUAUUUUUAAUAUGCACAGAUUAGUUAUAAAAUGUUUAACUAUUUUAAUUUAUAUUACUACAAAUAUAUUUUUUUAUAAGAAUAAUUUAAAAAAAGAAAAUAAUGGAAAUCUUAUAAAAAUCUAUUAUGAAAAUACUUAUCCUUCUAAAUUAUCAUUUGGUUUUUUUGAAAUGAUGAAAAAAUAUAGUAUUGAAAAUUUUAUAGUUUUAAAUAUAAUACAAAACUUGAACCUUCAUAUAAAUGGUUAUUACAUUUAUCACAUUUUUAAUUUAGUAAAUGGUUACCUUAUAAUAUUAAUCAAUAAUUUUAUAUUUGUAAUAAAUGUGUUUAAAAAAAAAUUAGAAUACUGCUAUGAUAUAUUUGACAUAAUUAAAAUAAAAAUAAUAAAAUUGACAAAGGAUAAACAAUCUUCUUAUUUAUCAUCAAUUAAUACUAGAGUUAAAAAAAUUUCAUGCAAUUUAUAUAUAUAUAUAAAAUUAAAAAAUAAUAAAGAUAAUUUUUAUGUUAGAUUUAAAAAUAAUUUAAUUAAUCUAAAAGAUAUAAAUCAUAAAAAUUGUUCUGAUGUACUAACAAGUAAUACUAAUAUCCAUAUUAUUAAUGUCUUAGAUGUAAGUUAUAAAAAAGCAAAAUUAUUUAGAAAAGUACUAAUUGAUAUAAUUAAAUAA